AUGUCCGAAAUCCAAUGUCCCGACAUAACGGCGUCUCACGAGACACCUGAACGUUCACAUGUCUAUUCGCUACCGAAACUGCUAUUCACAGAUUGCGUGCAUUCAUACAUGUGCCUCAUGAAAGCAUGA
This is a messenger RNA of Chondrus crispus (carragheen), 129 nucleotides long. RefSeq lists its product as hypothetical. NCBI's taxonomy places the organism in Eukaryota, Rhodophyta, Florideophyceae, Gigartinales, Gigartinaceae. Bases 1 to 129 code for a protein of 42 amino acids. The record is from RefSeq and is a predicted model, not a curated record. The transcript has a single exon.